Molecule: messenger RNA, 1403 nt
Organism: Nezara viridula (southern green stink bug)
Lineage: Eukaryota; Metazoa; Arthropoda; Insecta; Hemiptera; Pentatomidae
Source: the annotation of a GenBank genome assembly
UUUAAAUUUAUUAUGUUACAGAAAGUGAAGUUAAGCAGGCCAUGGAGAAAGGGGACAUAGGCCUUGGGGAAAUAAAACACAAGAAAAAUGGAAGCCAGGCUAGUCCUAAUAGCGUUGAACAAGGAGAUAUUCCUUACGAUCCCCAUGUACAUAGGCAGGUGGAACAUCCAACCACAAAUACCGAGACCCUCAUUCACUUGCUUAAGGGAAGUCUGGGAACGGGAAUCCUCGCCAUGCCUGAAGCGUUCAAGAAUUCGGGACUCGUAGUCGGGUCUAUAGCUACCGUCAUCAUCGGUGCCAUAUGUACAUACUGCCUUCAUGUUCUGGUACGGGCUCAGUAUGAGUUGUGCAAGAAACUAAAGGUUCCAGUAUUAACCUAUCCUGAGUCAAUGAAAUUGGCAUUGCAAAAUGGACCACAUUGGCUAAGGCCUUUUGCGAAUGUAUCUGCGCCAAUCGUCGACGUCUUUAUGAUUUCUUACCAACUUGGGAUAUGUUGUGUAUAUAUAGUUUUCGUAGCUACUAAUAUAAAAAAUGUGGCAGAUACAUACAUGACAGCACUAGAUGAAAGGAUAUGGAUGUUAAUUCUUCUCCUCCCCCUUAUCCUCAUAAAUAUGAUCAGAAAUCUGAAAUUACUCGCACCAUUUUCUCAGGCUGCAAAUGUUAUCACUUUCGUUGGUCUGGGUAUAGUUAUGUACUAUGUUUUUGAUAAAUUACCUCCUAUUUCCGAAAGGGAAUAUGUUGGCAACCCCAGGAACUUCGCCCUUUACUUUGGCACAACACUUUUUGCUUUGGAAGCAGUGGGUGUGAUAAUAGCAUUAGAAAAUAACAUGCAAACACCUAAGUCAUUUGGAGGAUAUUUUGGAGUUCUCAACAGGGGAAUGACAGGCAUUGUCAUUAUGUAUGUAUUCGUUGGAUUUUUCGGUUAUAUUAAAUAUGGAAAUGACUGCCUGGGAAGUGUGACACUUAAUCUUCCAGCCAAAGAAAUAUUAGCGCAAUCAGUGAAUGUGAUUUUUGCAAUAGCCAUUUUCAUCACAUAUGCUCUACAGUGUUAUGUGCCAGUUGAAAUCAUAUGGAACACUUAUAUGAAGAAGAGAUAUGAAAACAGCAAGCAUCGUCUCCUUGUAGAAUACAUCAUGAGGACUGGUGUUGUCAUAACAACUUUUCUUCUUGCUGUCGCUAUUCCCAGACUUGCUCUCUUCAUCUCAUUGUUUGGAGCUCUGUGUUUAUCAGCUUUAGGUAUUGCAUUUCCGGCCAUCAUUGAGAUUUGUGUCUACUGGCCAGAUCGUCUGGGUCCUUUUUACUUCACUCUGUGGAAAGAUCUUCUGCUGAUAUUAUUUGGAAUCCUUGGCUUAGUAGUCGGAACUGGUACCAGCAUCAAUGACAUCAUUGUUUCCUUUCAAUAA